CAUUGUCCAACCAUUGUCCAACCAUUGUCCAACCAUUGUCCAACCAUUGUCCAACCAUUGUCCAACCAUUGUUCAACCAUUGUCCAACCAUUGUCCAACCAUUGUCCAACCAUUGUCCAACCAUUGUCCAACCAUUGUCCAACCAUUAUCCAACCAUUGUCCAACCAUUGUCCAACCAUUGUCCAACCAUUGUCCAACCAUUGUCCAACCAUUGUCCAACCAUUGUUCAACCAUUGUCCAACCAUUGUCCAACCAUUAUCCAAUCAUUGUCCAACCAUUGUCCAACCAUUGUCCAACCAUUGUCCAACCAUUGUUCAACCAUUGUCCAACCAUUGUCCAAUCAUUGUCCAACCAUUGUCCAACCAUUGUUCAACCAUUGUCCAACCAUUGUCCAAUCAUUGUCCAACCAUUAUCCAACCAUUAUCCAACCAUUAUCCAACCAUUGUCCAACCAUUGUCCAACCAUUGUCCAAUCAUUGUUCAACCAUUGUCCAACCAUUGUCCAACCAUUGUUCAACCAUUGUCCAACCAUUAUCCAACCAUUGUCCAACCAUUGUCCAACCAUUGUCCAACCAUUGUCCAACCAUUGUCCAAUCAUUGUUCAACCAUUGUCCAACCAUUGUCCAACCAUUGUUCAACCAUUGUCCAACCAUUAUCCAACCAUUGUCCAACCAUUGUCCAACCUUUGUCCUUGUUCCAAUUGCAAAAGUACUUCCAUAUUGCAAUUAUGGAUGACAUAUUUGUCAUAUGUUAA
Messenger RNA from Lottia gigantea (owl limpet), 753 nucleotides. RefSeq lists its product as hypothetical. The transcript has a single exon. The record is from RefSeq and is a predicted model, not a curated record. Gene Ontology annotation, cellular component: microtubule. The annotation marks the transcript as partial. Gene Ontology annotation, biological process: microtubule cytoskeleton organization. Lineage: Eukaryota; Metazoa; Mollusca; Gastropoda; Lottiidae. Gene Ontology annotation, molecular function: calmodulin binding; microtubule binding.